AUGGGACUGGAGCUGUCUGAGCUUCCUGUUUGGGUGGGGUUACAGAGCAAUGACAUUGAUAUUGAAAGUAUCUGUAAUGUCGUGUUUUUGCUUUCAAUCAAGCAAAUAUAUUUAGACAAUGCCAAUACAAGCAGCCUCUCUAUGUCCAGUGUUGAAUUGUGCAUUGGGCUAGAAUAUAUGCAUUUAUCUGGACCUGGAGCCAUCUAUCCUACUCCCCAUUUGAAAUGGAAUUUCAUUUCCAGUCUCAAAAACCUUAAUCAAUUAACAAUAGAUGGCCUGACAGGUAACAUAUUUGAUAUAUGCUCCUGCCAAAAACAACCAAUCACAUGGUUAACAAAACUCACUUUACAGUUGAACAAUCCACAAAUACUUUUUGCAAAACAAUUUAGCUGUCUUGUUAAACUGCAGUACCUGGAUUUAACACAUAAUUUUAUUUCAAACAUUGAAGACUUUGCUUUCCUGGGAUUGACAAAUCUGGAGUCCUUAAACAUUACAAGAAACAACAUAACACAGAUCCAUGCAAACACAUUUUUUGGUUUAAGUAGUUUGACACGUUUAGACCUCAGGAACAAUCCACUUAUUCACAACAUUGAGGCAAUGUCUUUCACACACCUCACGUCUCUAAAACAAGUGUUUCUCGGGCAAGUGCACAAUCCACUAACAGAACCUGUGAUCAAGCUGAAUCUGACACUUAUAUUUGGUGGCAUUCUGAGUCAGCUGAGUCAUCUGUACAUUAGUUCAGCUAUGAGGCCAAUGCAGUUGACUAUCGGCAGUAACAUCACAUCUAAACAGAACCUGAGUCUCCAGCUCAAAGGCCAGACGGUUUCAUUUGAAGACUGUGACAGACCUUUCUUUCAGUCCGUAACCCAUCUUAAUACUGAUGCUGAAGAAUUCCUUUGUGGAUCUGAAUUCAUGGGAAAGUACUUCACGUCUGUGGAGACAUUUGACUACAGAUCUAAGCUUUCAGCUAAAAGUGUUGAUUUAACAUAAAUUAAUCAGCUGAUUCACCUGAGGAAACUGGCUCUAAGACGGGUGGAUCUUUUAAUACAGCGUUCUGCCAACAUCAUUUUUCACAACCUGACCAAACUGGAGGUUCUGGAACUUUAUAACUGCAGGAUUUAUUCUUUGGAGGGGAGUUUAACUAAAGACUUAAAAUCUUUGAAAACAUUGUAUUUGCAUAUCGAGAACAUUUAUAAUGUAUUCUACAGCUUUACUGAACCUCUCUCUAGCCUUAAGUAUUUGAUACUUUUUAAGUUUCAGAUGUUUUGCAGUUGUGACAAUGCUUGGCUCAUUACAUGGGCCAAGGGGUACAGGCAAGUUGAGGUGAUCAUGCUUUCUCCGUAUUCACAUCCAGUUAUGUAUGCUCUGGAGGAUUUGAUAUGCUUGUCGGACAAUGGACUAGACACACCUAAUUUUGUAAAGUACACAGAAGACAACUGCUCAACAGAGGUGGACUUUGUGCUCUUUGCUGCGACUGGUCUGGGAGUCCUGUUCUUCAUGCUGGUGGUG
This is a messenger RNA of Coregonus clupeaformis (lake whitefish), 1509 nucleotides long. Its product is annotated as leucine-rich repeats and immunoglobulin-like domains protein 3. The record is from RefSeq and is a predicted model, not a curated record. Bases 1 to 990 code for a protein of 329 amino acids. NCBI's taxonomy places the organism in Eukaryota, Metazoa, Chordata, Actinopteri, Salmoniformes, Salmonidae. The transcript has 2 exons. Gene Ontology annotation, molecular function: protein binding.